CCGAUAUUGAAAAGUCACACACUGGCCGAUCGUUCCGCAAACUGUGGCGGUUUUGGUUUCAUAGGGUCACUCAUGCAUCUUGUCUGGGAAUGGCUAUCACAUGGAUGAAGGAGCAGAGAAGAUACCGUUCAUGCUGUAACAUUGAACUCUUUAUGGGAGAUGGAAGAAAUUUCUACUCUAGGAAACAAAGAAAGAAAUCUCCACAGCUCUUCUGUGUUCAGAUACCUGUUUCAAAAACUUAAGCAUAUAUCCCGUAGGUACAAUAUGCUCAAUAUACCCGACAGCGCAAAUGGGAAUCUGUUCAACAAUCACCUGGAUAUGCAGAAGCCGAUGCAAGAGAAUUCUACCUUUGCUCGUAUACCCAUUCUCAUUGCGUGCUCCAUUGUCGUAUUCGUUCUAUUCAUAGCUGGCACAGCAACCACUGUUAUUUCUUAUCCUCCACCACCAAAUGGAAGUUCUGGAAGAAGGAUGCCGACAGCCUUGGAUGGUGAUUAUAAACUUUUAGGCCCACUUUUACUGAUGGCUGGAUCUUUUUUCCUUAUUGUUGAUAUCGUUCUGUGUGCAGCUGUCACCAAAGAUGCCUAUUACUCAUCUAGGAUAAUCAGGCCUGUGUCGAAUAUGACAACAGCGACAGGACAAGUCGUAGGAGGACCUUUCUUUUUAGCUGUCCCCAGAACAUCUGAUCAGCAACAUAUUUCACCUCUGAUGCGAACCCUCUGGCCUAUGCCAAAUGCUCCCUUGCCAGAUUUUUCAGAAGAUAUUGGAUCACCAAAAAGACCAAAGGUUCGAGCUGCGACUGCUACUCUGUCAAGAUGUCACCAGCCCCCUUAUAAUCCAGAUGCUUAAAAUCAAAUUUCAUAUAUUCAGCGCGGAUCAGAAUAACUUCUCAUCAACUUUCGGAAUGAAUGUUAAAUGGACAGCAAGAUGAGAAAUUAAAUAGCAUUAUAAUUAUAAUUGAAGAAUGUGUUUAAAGCUAUUUUUCCACAAAUUCGAAGAUUUGAAGAGAAGAUAUUAAUAUAUAUUUUCACAAGACGUUGAGAACGUAGGAAUCGUUGAGACAGAGGAGAUUAAUGCACUGCAGCAAGAAACACUACAAAUAAAUUGUUAAGUGUUACAUUAUUAAAUAAAUAAGGAAAAAAUGUAUUUCUAUACUACUAAGAUGAGAUCACGAUAAUUAAUUUUAGUUUUCCUUUUCUUAAUAAUACCCAAAUGGUGUUUGCCAUAAUAAAAUACAGUCAAAAGUCGUUAAUCCGGACACCCAUAAUCCAGAAUAAUCUGUAAUCCGGACCUCAAAGCUGCAAACUUUCUGCGCAUGCGUCAACGCAUAAUACGUUUACGCAUGAGCGUAAUACAUUUACGCAUGCGCAUACGCGUGUGCGCAUGAGCAUGAUACGUUUACGCAUGCUCGUUUAAUGUAUAACGGACGGUAUAAGCUAAGCUAAAAUUAUCUAAUUAUCUAUUUCAGUUAAUGUUGCAGAUUGCGUUGUUCCUUAAUCUUCGAAUUGGA
Molecule: messenger RNA, 1507 nt
Organism: Stegodyphus dumicola
Lineage: Eukaryota; Metazoa; Arthropoda; Arachnida; Araneae; Eresidae
Source: RefSeq, a predicted model, not a curated record